Homo sapiens (human) is the source of this 5095-nucleotide messenger RNA. RefSeq names its product leukocyte immunoglobulin like receptor A2 (gene LILRA2). Lineage: Eukaryota; Metazoa; Chordata; Mammalia; Primates; Hominidae. Gene Ontology annotation, biological process: cell surface receptor signaling pathway. Gene Ontology annotation, cellular component: plasma membrane; extracellular region. The record is from RefSeq and is marked reviewed.
GCAUUUCCCCUUUUGAGACAGGGUCUCACUCUGUCACUGAGGCUGGAAUGCUAAGGGGUGAUCAUAGCUCCCUGCAGCCUCCGCCUCCCAGGCCGAAGUAUUCCUCCCACCUCAGCCUCCUGAGUAGCUGGGACUAGAGAUGUGAGCUGCCAUGCCUGGCUAAUUUUUUGCUUUUUUUAUACAGACAAGGUCUUGCUAUGUGGCCCAGGGUAAUCUGAAGCUCCUGGCCUCUAGCCUUCACCCACCUCAGCCUCCUGAAGUGCUGGGAUUCCAGGCAUGAGCCACCAUGGUAGACCCUGCAUUACUCCUCUGUGCUCACUGCCACACGCAGCUCAACCUGAGCUACACAGCCAGGUGUCAGGUGCGUCUCUGCUGAUCUGAGUCUAACUGCAGCAUGGACCUGGGUUUUCCCUGAAGCAUCUCCAGGGCUGGAGGGACGACCGCCAUGCACUGAGGGCUCAUCCAUCCGCAGAGCAGGGCAGUGGGAGGAGACGCCAUGACCCCCAUCCUCACGGUCCUGAUCUGUCUCGGGCUGAGUCUGGGCCCCAGGACCCACGUGCAGGCAGGGCACCUCCCCAAGCCCACCCUCUGGGCUGAGCCAGGCUCUGUGAUCAUCCAGGGAAGUCCUGUGACCCUCAGGUGUCAGGGGAGCCUUCAGGCUGAGGAGUACCAUCUAUAUAGGGAAAACAAAUCAGCAUCCUGGGUUAGACGGAUACAAGAGCCUGGGAAGAAUGGCCAGUUCCCCAUCCCAUCCAUCACCUGGGAACACGCAGGGCGGUAUCACUGUCAGUACUACAGCCACAAUCACUCAUCAGAGUACAGUGACCCCCUGGAGCUGGUGGUGACAGGAGCCUACAGCAAACCCACCCUCUCAGCUCUGCCCAGCCCUGUGGUGACCUUAGGAGGGAACGUGACCCUCCAGUGUGUCUCACAGGUGGCAUUUGACGGCUUCAUUCUGUGUAAGGAAGGAGAAGAUGAACACCCACAACGCCUGAACUCCCAUUCCCAUGCCCGUGGGUGGUCCUGGGCCAUCUUCUCCGUGGGCCCCGUGAGCCCGAGUCGCAGGUGGUCGUACAGGUGCUAUGCUUAUGACUCGAACUCUCCCUAUGUGUGGUCUCUACCCAGUGAUCUCCUGGAGCUCCUGGUCCCAGGUGUUUCUAAGAAGCCAUCACUCUCAGUGCAGCCAGGUCCUAUGGUGGCCCCCGGGGAGAGCCUGACCCUCCAGUGUGUCUCUGAUGUCGGCUACGACAGAUUUGUUCUGUAUAAGGAGGGAGAACGUGACUUCCUCCAGCGCCCUGGUUGGCAGCCCCAGGCUGGGCUCUCCCAGGCCAACUUCACCCUGGGCCCUGUGAGCCCCUCCCACGGGGGCCAGUACAGAUGCUACAGUGCACACAACCUCUCCUCCGAGUGGUCGGCCCCCAGUGACCCCCUGGACAUCCUGAUCACAGGACAGUUCUAUGACAGACCCUCUCUCUCGGUGCAGCCGGUCCCCACAGUAGCCCCAGGAAAGAACGUGACCCUGCUGUGUCAGUCACGGGGGCAGUUCCACACUUUCCUUCUGACCAAGGAGGGGGCAGGCCAUCCCCCACUGCAUCUGAGAUCAGAGCACCAAGCUCAGCAGAACCAGGCUGAAUUCCGCAUGGGUCCUGUGACCUCAGCCCACGUGGGGACCUACAGAUGCUACAGCUCACUCAGCUCCAACCCCUACCUGCUGUCUCUCCCCAGUGACCCCCUGGAGCUCGUGGUCUCAGAGCCCCUGAGUAUAAGCCCUUCACCCACACCUGCGGGGUCCCUGGGCCAUCUCAAGACAAGAGAGGAGGCUGCUUGGGCCUCGGUGGGAUCUGACUGUGAUGAGGCUGGAGUCCACCCCAGAUGUGCUCCUUUAGAGAGAAGCACCCCAGCUGUGGGUGCCGCUCACACUGCCCCUCCUGUGCUCACCUGGAGGCCUCUGUGCUCAGGGCAUCCCUGAGAAUAAGGAGGGGCCCUGCACCUGCUCCCUGGACAAGUCAGCAUCCCUAGGCCAACACCCCCAGGAUUACACAGUGGAGAAUCUCAUCCGCAUGGGUGUGGCUGGCUUGGUCCUGGUGGUCCUCGGGAUUCUGCUAUUUGAGGCUCAGCACAGCCAGAGAAGCCUACAAGAUGCAGCCGGGAGGUGAACAGCAGAGAGGACAAUGCAUCCUUCAGCGUGGUGGAGCCUCAGGGACAGAUCUGAUGAUCCCAGGAGGCUCUGGAGGACAAUCUAGGACCUACAUUAUCUGGACUGUAUGCUGGUCAUUUCUAGAGACAGCAAUCAAUAUUUGAGUGUAAGGAAACUGUCUGGGGUGAUUCCUAGAAGAUCAUUAAACUGUGGUACAUUUUUUUGUCUAUGAAUGUUGACUUCCCUUGACUGGAUCCCCUUUUUUUCCCAUCCCCAGACAUGAGGCUCCAUCCCACAUGGCACCGUUGGGUCCACACCUCCACACACCUGUGUGCUCUGGUCCACGGCAUGUGACACAGUCUUCCUUAUUCCUCAUUGUCACACUCCUUGAUGUCACUUACUGAGUCCCCGUCUCUUCAGUUCAGAGAUCCAAACCUGAACCACCAACUAAAUCAACGACAGGAGAUCAGAUUCCAACCAGGAAAACAUAAAUCCACCCUGCUGCCCUGACACCCUCUCUGUACCUUAUGAGCCCUUCCCUCUUUCUCAGAUGCUAUCUGUGUAAUUUCUCCUGAAAUAUCACCACUUGGAAUCAUCACACUGGCAUUUCAAGUGACACCACAGCUAUGCUGAUUCAGAAAAAGACAUCUCUAAAAUACUGUAAUUAGUGGUAUCUACCAAUUUCUGUGACAUAAAUAUUUUUCUCAUGGCCCAAAUCAAGGUGCCAAUGGGUUCUCACUGAAUACAGGGUUGGGAAGCAAGGGACAGAACUGUCUUCACUAAUGAGCACCAGGGACCUGUGGCACAUCCCACUGAGAGCUCACCCAUAUACCUACAGUCCUUUCUAUUUCAGAGGCAAUGAUCACUUCUACUUCAGUGUUAUGGCACAGGUCAAAUGAAAUUCUGACACUGUUAUCCUAGCAUAUCCACAAAAGACAAACCUAUUAAUAUCUGAUGUGGGAGAUAACACGGCUCACCUAAAAAUCAAAGUACAUGCCGGGCGCGGUGGCUCACGCCUGUAAUCCCAGCACUUUGGGAGGCCAAGGCAGGCAGAUCACGAGGUCAGGAGAUCUAGACCAUCCUGGCUAACAUGGUGAAACCCCGUCUCUACUAAAUACACAAAAAAAUAUUGGCCGGGCGUGGUGGUGGGCGCCUGUAGUCCCAGCUACUCAGGAGGCUGAGGCAGGAGAAUGGCGUGAACCUGGGAGGCGGAGCUUGCAAUGGGCCGAGAUUGCGACACUGCCCUCCAGCCUGGGCGACAGAGCAAGACUCCGUCUCAAAAAAAAAAAAAAAUCCAAGUACAACAUAAGAAAAAUGUUAACAGAACUAUGCAGUUUCGAUGAAAGAAUUUUUUUUGAGAUGGAGUUUUGCUUUGUUGCCCAGGCUGGAGUGCAAUGGUGCAAUCUCGGCUCACUGCAACCUCCACUUCCCAGGUUCAAGCAAUUCUCCUGCCUCUGCCUCCCGAGUUACUGGACUACAGGUGUGCACCACCAUUCCCGGCUAUUUUUUGUAUUUUUAGUAGAGACGGGGGUCUCGCCAUGUUAGUGAGGCUGGUCUUGAACUCCUGACCUCAGGUUAUCCACCUGCCUCAGCCUCCCAGAGUGCUGGGAUUACAGGUGUAAGCCACUGUGCCCGGCUGAUGGAAGAAUUCUUAAAUGACUCGUUCUACUUUCUGCUGGUCCAGGCACUCCUUGGCUUGGGGCAGCAUUCCACCAGUUUCUGCCUCCAUCUUCUCAAUGCUUACACCUACCUGGUUGCCUCUGUCUUCACACCCAUUCUUCUGUGUGUGUCUUUUCUCUUCUUCAGAUUAUGAUAUCACUCAGAUCAGAUUAGGACUCAUCCUAAUUCGUUAUGAUCCCUUGAUCAUAACUUAAAUGCAUUUGCAAAGACUAUUUCCAACUAUGUUCACAUUUAUAGCUAAUGGGGCUCAGGAUUUCAACGUGUAUAUUAGGGGGAACAAGUCAAUUUAUGACAGUGUCUACAAGAAAAGUAUGCAUAGAAAUACAUUUAACCAAAUACAAAAAUUAGGUGGGUGUGGUGGUACACGCCUGUAAUCCCAGCUACUCAGGAGGCUGAGACAGGAGAAUCGCGUCAACCCAGGAAACAGAGGUUGCAGUGAGCUGAGAUCUUGCCAUUGCACUCCAGCCUGGGCAACAGAGUGAGACUCUGUCUCAAAAAAAGAGAAAUACAUUUAACCAAAGAGAUGCAAUACGUAUACAUUGACAAUUUUAAAAUACUGCUCAAAGAAAUAACAAAAGACCUAAAUGAGGAAAAAGUCAUCCCAGUAUCAUAAAUCAAAAGGCUUAAAAUUAGUUAUCUCCCUCUAGGGAACCUAGACUAAUACACUCACCCCGUCUCCUUGUUCGGAGGCUCUCCUGCCUAUCAGCUGUUCUCCUCUGUGCUUUCCAUGUCCCUGUGGUUCUCUGGUGAGCCCCAUCAUGCUGUCCUAGAAGAUCCACUUAGAAUUUCGGUAUUUACUCACCAUUUUGACUCCUCUUAACGAGACAGGCACAUGCCAGCUGUUUCCAUUCAUCCAACCUGAACCUGAGCCCCCGAUCAUUUUUUCUACCACUUUUCAGUCCUGGGAAACUCAGUCCCAAUGUGCUUGUCAUUCAUUUGAGAAUAAUUUUCAUUUUCUCCAGUAGUUUUAAAAUUACUUUGUAUCUAUUCUAGAUAUCGUUUGCUCUAUCAUAGUUAAGACAUUAAUGUUAUUUAUGAAUUUGUGCACAUUAAACUCAUGAUCUUUCAUUUCUGUAAAAAUGUCAACUAUUUCCUUUGCAAGUAUUUAUUGACUAACAUACUCCUUAUUUCCUUCAUUCUGAAAGUGUGACACAUAGAGAUAUAUCUGUUUCCUCUUCUCACUCUAUUCUUUGUGUGCAUUAAUUAUCUUUUCUAUUUUUUUCAUUUCUAGUUUUUCUCCGAUGACUAAUGAAAAAUUUAAUAAAUAUUCUACACCAA